Diabrotica balteata is the source of this 4210-nucleotide messenger RNA. The record is from the annotation of a GenBank genome assembly. Lineage: Eukaryota; Metazoa; Arthropoda; Insecta; Coleoptera; Chrysomelidae.
AAAAGCCCACAGAGACAACGUAACAUGGUGUCAGAAGUAAAAAUUCAGGUCAGAUUAUAGUAACGAGUAUUAUAAUAGUCAUACAAAAGUCGAAACAUGGUCUAACAGCACGUGGUGAUCUGGUUGGUUUUAAAAGAAAUUAAUUAAAAACGGCCAAAAGGUAAAGUUCAACCAUGUCGGAACAAGAUUCUAUAGAGCAGAAUCAACCUGUCGUUGUAAAAAUAAAAAGUAACGUGAUAGGAAAUGAAAUCCAACCAUUGUCAAUGCAAGGAAAUUUGGCACAUAACUGGGGAGAACGGAGCAUAAAUUUCAAAAUAUUUUUGAGAGCCACAGGUUUAGAGGAAGAAAACGAUGCGAGAAAAAUGCAAGAAAUAUUUACAAGUCAUUUGAGUUUAACAUGGAUACUGUAACAUUUCGAGAAGUUGUAGGGAAAUUUGAAAAAUACUGUAACCCGAAGAAAAAUUUAACAGUAGAAAAACAUUAUUUUCUUACUAGAGUACAGAAAGAUGGUGAAACCAUUGAAGAUUUCAUGACUAGUCUAAAGAAUUUGAGUUUAACAUGUGAAUUAGGAAUUUUAAAAGAAAGUUUGGUGUGUGACAUGUUCAUUAUUGGUUUAAAUCCUAAAUACCAUUCAAUUAAGCAAAAACUAUUGCAAGAAGUAGAUCUGAAGACAGAAAAGGUAUUACAAAUUGCUCAAAAUAUAAUUACAACUCAAAUGCAAGCACAACAGUUAAAUAAAAAUUCAGAAGCAGUGGUAUACAAAGUAGAGAAGAAUAAAGAUGGUCCAGGUCCGAAUUUUUCAAAUCAUUCAAGGUAUAGAAAUGAAGUCCCAGGUCCAAGUUGGAGAAAUGAUAGUCAAAGGUACAACAUAGAUGGUACGAACACAAACAGUCAAAGUCAGGUAACAAGUCAGAAUUUUAAAUCAAGAUAUAAUGGAUAUGCAAAUCAUAGUAAGAAUAGUGAAAAUAAUCAAGUGGUAAGAAAAGUUUGUCAAAGAUGUGGUGAAAAUCAUAGAAAUAAAUGUCCAGCAUUAGUAGCUAUUUGUCAUUAUUGUAAAAAACAAGGUCAUUAUGCAAAAUGUUGUCAAACUAAAAGAAUAAAUAAUAUAAAUUUAAGAGAAAGUACAUUACAAUCAUCUAAUAAUGAAAAUGAUUCAUGUUUUGUUAUUAAAACUAUUAGUCAGAAUAGUAUUAAUCAGAAUUGGUCAAUUGUAGUCAGAAUCAAUAAAAUAAAUGUAGUAUGUUAUUUAGAUACAGGUGCACAAGCUAAUGUGAUGUCAAUAAAAAUUUUUAAUGAGGUUAAUGUACAAAAAUUAGAACUGGUACCUACAUGUAUAAAUUUAAAGUCUUUUUUAAAUGAUGUCAUACCUAUAGUAGGAAAAGUAAAUUUGUUAUGUGAAAUUGAGAAUAGGUUAGAAAGUAUUGAGUUCAUUAUUGUGAAUUUGGAGUGUCAAACAAUUUUGGGUCUAGAUACUUGUCAUAAAUUAAAAUUAAUUAAAAGAGUUGGUCUAGUAAGUCAUGAGUCUAUAAUAGAGAAAAAUAAACAAGUUUUUGCUGGUCUAGGUUGUCUACCUAAUGUAUGUCACUUAGAAAUUGAUAAAAAUAUUAAACCUAUAAUAGAACCGCCAAGAAGAAUACCUUUUUCUUUACAUGAUAAAUUAAAAGAAGAAUUCAAUAGAAUGUUGUCUACGGGAAUAAUAGAAAAAGUCAAUGAAGCAAGUGAAUGGAUAAAUUCAAUAGUCUUAGUCGAAAAAAGUAAUAAAAGUUUGAGAGUUUGUCUGGAUCCCCGUAAUUUAAACAAAGCUAUUAAAAGAUGUCAUUAUCCUAUACCAACAUUUAAUGAGAUUAGGUCAAAAUUAGCAAAAGCAAAAUAUUUUUCAACACUAGAUGCACAGUCAGGGUUUUGGAUGAUACCAUUAGAUUUAGAGAGUUCUAAGCUAUGCACAUUUAAUACACCCUUUGGAAGGUUUAGAUUUACAAGAUUACCUUACGGUAUAAGCUGCGCUCCUGAGAUUUUUCAUAAAGUAAUGAAUGAAAUAGUAGGAGACAUAGAAGGAGUUUGUUUAUAUAUAGAUGAUAUUUUAAAUUUAUAGUGAAACUUUGGAAGGUCACAAUAAAAUACUAGAACUAGUACUAGAAAGGGCAAAACAAUUCAAUUUAAAAUUCAAUAUGGACAAAUGCAAAUUUCUAUUAUCAGAUAUAAAAUAUUUGGGUCAUAUUUUUAGUGCAGAAGGCAUAUGUCCAGAUUCUAGUAAAGUAAGUGCAAUUUGUCAAAUGUCUAUUCCUAACAGUGGAGCUGAUAUUAGAAGAUUUUUGGGAAUGAUUAAUUAUUUAGGUGAGUACAUAGAUAAUUUAGCUGAGCGUACAAAAAAUUUAAGGUUGUUAUUGAAAAAAAAUAUUAGUUUUCAUUGGACAGAAGAGCAUGAAAGAGAAUUUGAGUCGCUUAAAGAAAUGAUUAGUCAAACGCCAGUACUAGCAUAUUUUGAUAACAAUUUACCUUUAACAUUAUCAGUUGAUAGUUCACAAUUUGCAGCUCAGUCAAAUUAUGCACAAAUAGAAAAAGAGUUCAAGAAAAAGGGUAUGGUAGAAAAGUUCAAGUUGAAACAGAUCAUAAACCAUUAGUCAGUCUUUUUAAAAAACCAUCAUCUGAGGUUCCAGCACGUUUGCAAAGGAUGAUGCUAAACUUACAGCUUUAUGAUUUAGAAGUUAGCUAUACUCCAGGAAAAUUUCUUUUCAUCGCAGAUACAUUAAGUAGGGCACCAGUAGAAGGUCCAGAUAAUACUGAUAGUGGAGAUGAAGAGUUACGUAUACAUGGAAGUUUAUUAGUUAACAAUUUAGCUGUGUCUUCAAAGAAAUUAAUGGAAAUACAGGCAGCAACCAAAACUGAUAGAGUUUUACAGUCAAUAAUAAGAUAUUAUAAUGAAGGUUGGCCAAGUUCGAAAAAUAAAUUGGAAACGGAGGUUAAACCGUAUUACAAUUUCAAUCAUGAAAUACAUGUUGUGGAUGGAUUAGUCUUUAGAGGAAAUCAAAUAAUAAUUCCUGAGUCAUUGCGUCAAGUUAUAUUAGAAAUAAUUCAUGAAGGUCAUUUAGGAUAUGAAAAAUGUAUUCGACAAGCACGUACGGUAGUUUUUUGGCCAGGCAUGUCAGUAGAUAUAAAGAAUAAAGUUGAACAGUGUCCAGCAUGUCUUAAAUAUCAUAGAUCAAAUAGUCCAGAACAACUAUUACCACAUGAAAUACCAACUUUGCCUUGGCAGAAGAUUGGUGUUGAUCUUUUUUAUUAUAGUAAAGUCACAUAUAUAUUAUUAGUAGAUUAUUAUUCUAAAUACUUUGAAAUAGCGCCUUUAAAUAAUACUUCAGCAAAAGAGGUAAUUAGUACAAUGAAGUCUAUAUUUGCGAGACAUGGAAUACCAUUGAUCUUAAUGUCUGAUAAUGGUCCCCCAUUCUCAUCAAAAGAGUUUCAGUCAUUUUUAGUAGAUUGGGACAUUACUUAUCAAAGUUCUAGUCCUUAUUAUCCAAAAAGUAAUGGUUUGGUAGAGAGGACAGUUCAAACUGUAAAAAAUAUUUUUAAUAAGUGUAUACAGUCAGGCUCUGAUCCAUAUCAGGGAAUGUUGCAAUACAGAAAUACAACGUUAGAAUGUGGUUAUUCUCCAGCUCAGUUAUUAAUGUCACGUAAUUUAAGAAUGAAAUUACCUGUUAGUGAAAAAAUACUCAUACCAAAAACAAUUGAUAGGAACGAAUAUAGCAAAUUUGUUAAGGAAAAAGAAAGGAAAGUAAAAGAAUAUCAUGAUAGGUCAGCUAGAAACUUACCGAAUCUGUUUGUUGGAGAAAAUGUAUUUUAUAAAAAGGUUCCAUCAUCACCGUGGUUACCAGCUACUGUGAUAGAAAUAGGUCCUUUUCCAAGAUCAUAUGUCGUCAGAACACCUGAAGGUGUACAUUAUCGUAGGAACAGACAACACAUAUUAAAGCCUGCCAGUACAAUUAGUAGACAAAAUAGUGAGGUGAUAGUUAAGCAUGAAAAUAGUACAGCAGCUAGUUCCAAUUUGUAUGAGGCUCCAAAUAUGAACAACGAUACAUCAAUUUCAAAUCAAAGUUAUGACAAUUUAAAUGUUAACUUAAAUAGGUCACAUAGACUAAAUGUAAGUAAUCAAUUUUGUACCAGGAGUGGUCGAAUUGUAAAUAGACCAAAAAGGUUUUCAUUUUCAGAAGAGUAA